CACUGAACUAAAUCCCUGGCCCACCUCUGCUUUUUGAGCAGAGGUUCCUGGAGGAAGAGGUUUAGCUUCAGUAACCUGUUGUGAACUGACAACUGAAUAACCUUAGACAAAGCUACUUCCAUCAUGAACCACACUUCCUCAGGGUCUUGGAAGGGCAGGUCACCAAUGUGUUGUUUAUAAGGGUGGCUAAUGUCUGGGCAGAGGAGGAGUAAAGACUCUUUGAUUAGGGGUCCCCUUGACCCCAACUAUGACUAUAGAUCCAGAGGAGGUUUUUCAGAAGUCAAACAGAAUGAAGUAGAUGAAUUAUGAAUUAUCUAAUUAUGAAACAUGCUGUCUAGAUUAGUUAAACAAACCAGAAUGAAAUAAUUGAAUUGACUUACCCAUGACAUCCAGGGUUACCCAGGGUUCCUUAGAUGAGAUGACAAUGUCUGUGGACAGGGCAUUGCAGGUUCUCCUGGGCCUCUGCAGUCAUCAGAGCAGGAAAUGAGGGUUUUGGCUGCCCUAAUCUCUCUUUAGGAGGGAGGACAGUCAAAUCUGUAGUGCCACGAGUCAGACACAUUAGCUGCCUCAUAUAUGGAGCAGAGUCCAGACAGAGGCUUGUUGCAAUCUUGUGCCAGACUUUUUUUACACUUGAAAUAGAAACCUUGGUUCUCUGUGGGUUUUUCCUUAGACAAUUUGGAUGAGUUAAAGCAUUACCAAUUGGAACAGCUAUAAUCUUAGCCUUUCUCUUUUGUCUCUCCUCUGGAUCCCAGUUGUUGAACACAGAAAAUGCCAUGUGCAGCAAUUGGGCCAUAGGUAUCUGUGGCUUCAUUUGAAGUUUUUGUAGCUUGUCCCCAGUAUCUGGGGUUGCAAACUAGAAUAUCAUCUCAUUUCAAGGUACAACAAAUUGAGAGUCUGGAUGUAGGUGGAUGGGAAAAAGAUCCAUCUUUUAAAUCUAAGAUUGAGAACCAGUUAGUGUCCUCUGGAAUUUGGGAGAGAAUUGUAUAUGGAUCUGUGUCUAGAGGAUGGAUUGGAAUGAUAGCCUCAUUAAUGAGGCAGAGGUACCAUAUCAUCUGCUACUCUCUUGAUUAGUAUAUUUACAAAAGACUCAACACACCUCUUUAUCUUCCUAGUAAGAGCAGGUAGCAUAUUACUCUUAGUCCCCCCAACUAGUACUGGACUUCCAUUUUAGUUCUUUUGAAAGGGAAGUAACCUUCCUAUGGUGUUCGUUUUUCUCUCUUUGUUUUUAAAGCACAUUGUCCCUCUGCAUAGUUCCUAGCCUUUUGUACAAGUCCUUGUUUUUCUGACAGUUGGCCUACUAAUUCUUUGCACUGCUGGACAAGUAACUGUAACUGAAAAGAGGGCCUGAUAUAUUGGCCUGGCCAUUAUAAGGAGGAGAUAGAAGAGACCUCCUAGUAUCAUCAAACAGAUCAGAGAGACCCAUAUCCCUCUGAGAGACAAGAGAGGGUUCCGAGACAGGAUACUGUCUUAGGUUUUGAGCAUUUCCUGUGAUAAGGAGUCACAAAAGCCUGUGCAUGAGAGAUUUCAUUCCAUUUUUUAAUAUUUUAAGCAGAAAAACUGUAACUAGAGAAUAGUAUUAUAGUUUAAAUACUGUCUUGUACCCAUCUCUUGCCAUUUUUUAGUUUGUAUUGAACCCAAAAUGUAUAGCAAUAGUAGAUAAGUUCUUCCAGUUUUAAAUUGUCAGGAUCAACCUUUCCCACUCAUCAAGGAUAUGGCCCAAUGACAAAGUUGGUGAAAUUUGUGUGCUGCCUAGCUCCAAGAGGUUUCCCAUUGGCUCUUCUUGGAGCCUGUAGAGAGGAGGAGAUGACUAGGUCUUGACUCCUUAAGAUGGUGUGCCAUGUAGAAGGGAGAGACCCAAAGGUUUCCCACAACGUCUCUUGUGAGACCCUAACACAGAGUAGGCAGACAUCUCUGUCCAAGUGAUCCUGGCAUCAUCAGCUACAGAAGAAAAGCCCCCUGAGGGCUUUUGUCUCCAUGUUGGGGCCCAUUGACUCAUAAGGGAGAAGGGAGCCAAGUCACCUGUUGGCCUUGCUUAGUCCUUUAACUUCCAUGAAGAAAGGGUGAAAUUUUCCCCAAGCAAAGUUUCCUUAGCCAUCCAGUUGAACCCCUUGAUGGUUCUUUUCUUGCAUUUUGAACCCUUGAUGGUCCUUUACUUAAGGAGAGUUAAGACCAUAUGGGAAAAAACAUCUCUUGCAUAUACUCUAAUAGUGAAAAGACUAAGAAUGGGAAUGGCUCUGCUUUUGUAUACCCAUAGUCACUUUAGUUAGGUUUUAAAUGCUGUUAAACAUUGCUGUUCUGGUCAGGCUGUGAGGUAUAGGUUUAACAAGAAAGAAAUUCAGAGCCUCAGGUGGUCCCUUGGACUCAGAGAAAACUAAGCCAGCUACAGCCAGCUUGACUUGCUGCUUGUACUCUGGCCACUGCCCUCCAAGAACAAGGGUCACCGUGGGCCAUGGGCCCAUGCGUCAGUUUUGCCCUGAGCAGACCACCCAUGCUGGUGAGGCCUGUCCUCUCAGACGUCUGCAGCUGCAUGCCACUGUGCUUCUGGUCUGGCCACUCCGUGUGCCCAUUGUUCAGGCCCAGUCACCCAGGCCAAGACAGUGGGGAGGGGAAUGAGAAGGUUCCUCAGGCCGGCCCCACAAGCCCCACAACCAGGGCUUGGCCUCUGGGACCAUCAGGCACCACUCAUCUCCUCCUCUAGUCACACCCUCACCUGAUCCAAAGCUGCACAAGUUCUUAAAAGUGGCCACACACAAUUUUUUGUGCAGGAAGACACUAUGCCAGUUAAAAUAAGUUUUAAAAAAACAAACACAGGUUCCUAUGUUAUUGCUGAGAUUUGGUGGUGUGGUGUAGGACUCAGGAACAAACAGCUUGGGUGCAGACUGGUACCAGGGGACUGAUUUUCAGGGUCUGCCAUGGAGCCAGAGCAGAUGCUGGAGGGAUAGAUGCAGGGUACAGAGAAUCCUCACUGUGAGUACAGUCUAACAGACAAUGUUGAGAGGAUAGUAGAGAAUAAGAAGAUUAAUACAGAAAAGUCAUCAAAACAGAAGAUAGAUGUACCGUCUUUAUCAGCUCUUGCUUUCCUGGAUCAGACAGUUGUGUCUAUCUUGUUAUGGGGACUUCUUGUGCCCGCAAAGGAAAAACCACCAAGUCCCAUUGAAUUUCUAGGGUCUUAUCUUUUUUUUUUUUCGUACUGGGGAUCGAACUCAGGACCUUGUGCUUGCAAGGUAGGUGAGUUGAGCCUCUACAAAAGACUUGAAAUAAGGGUUUAUAAUGAGAAGAAACUAGGAGACAAUAUCGAGUGUGAGAUUUUUCAAGUUCUUUAUGAAGAGGUCAUGUUAUACAAGGAAGAUAUUGUGCAUCAGCUGCCCAGCAAUACACCUGAAGAGCGAGAGGACAACAUAAACCAGGUCUUGAGGUGGAUUGAGCAGUGGGUCAAAGGUCACAACCUGUGA
This is a messenger RNA of Heterocephalus glaber (naked mole-rat), 3452 nucleotides long. The record is from RefSeq and is a predicted model, not a curated record. Lineage: Eukaryota; Metazoa; Chordata; Mammalia; Rodentia; Bathyergidae.